Molecule: messenger RNA, 5891 nt
Organism: Gigantopelta aegis
Lineage: Eukaryota; Metazoa; Mollusca; Gastropoda; Neomphalida; Peltospiridae
Product: peripheral plasma membrane protein CASK-like
Exons: 25
Coding region: 152-2893 (913 amino acids)
Biological process (GO): regulation of neurotransmitter secretion; protein phosphorylation
Cellular component (GO): cell-cell junction; plasma membrane
Molecular function (GO): protein kinase activity; ATP binding; signaling receptor binding
Source: RefSeq, a predicted model, not a curated record
UUGAAGGAUAAAGUUGUGUUGUGCGACCCCACUGUUUGCGUGUAAAGGUAGUUGUCACUGCAGCUUGCUCGUAGCAACUAAGUUUUGGACACUCUUGGUUUUAAUACGGAUUAUGCAUUGAGGAGAACGACUCCUGGAGAUUAAGACCAAGAUGACAGAAGACGAGAUUUUGUUCGACAAUGUAUAUGAUUUGUUCGAGGUCAUCGGCAAAGGCCCAUUCAGUGUGGUGCGCCGAUGUCUGCAUAAGGAGACUGCACAGCAGUUUGCUGUCAAGAUCGUUGAUGUUGCCAAAUUCACGUCAAGUCCUGGCCUCGAUACAGAUGAUCUGAAGCGGGAGGCGAGUAUCUGUCACAUGCUCAAACAUCCGCACAUCGUGGAGCUGUUAGAGACAUACAGCUCAGAGGGCAUGCUGUACAUGGUCUUCGAAUAUAUGGAUGGUGCUGAUCUCUGUUUUGAAAUUGUCAAAAGAGCGUCUGCCGGCUUCGUUUACAGUGAAGCUGUUGCCAGCCACUACAUGCGACAAAUCCUUGAGGCCUUACGCUACUGUCAUGCAAACGAAAUCGUCCAUCGUGAUCUGAAGCCACACUGUGUCUUACUUGCUUCCAAGGAAAACUCCGCUCCCGUCAAGCUGGGCGGCUUUGGAAUGGCAGUCCAGCUGCCUGAAGAUGGAAAAAUAGCCGGAGAUACGUAUAUUGAUUUUGGAAUAGAACCUCUCUUUGAUCUGAGAGAAAUGUUUGAGGGUCGGGUUGGGACACCGCAGUACAUGGCUCCAGAAGUGAUAAAACGCGAGCCAUAUGGGAAACCUGUGGAUAUGUGGGGUGCUGGCGUUAUACUGUUUAUUCUUCUCAGCGGGUAUCCACCGUUCUGUGGCACGAAAGACAGACUCUUUGAUCUCAUACUCCGGGGCAGCUUUCAUAUGAGAUCGAAGCAGUGGGAAGCGUUGUCUCCUUCAGCUAAAGAGUUAGUCUCCAGAUUACUAGAAGUAGAUCCUGAAAAACGCUUGUCCAUUGAAGAGGCCUUAACUCAUCCUUGGAUCAACGAUAAGAAAUCAACCCCGAGAAAACACCUACAUGAAACUGUUGAAACACUUAAAAAAUUUAAUGCAAGAAGAAAAUUAAAGGGUGCUAUUAUGGCCGCAGUGUCCAGCAGUAAGUGGACGGAUUUCUACAAUGACCCCAGUCCAUCAAUAGACACAGUGGAGGAAGAGGCCACUUCUGCUGGAGCUGUUUCCCAGGUGCUAGACUCACUAGAAGACAUCCAGUGUUUGGCUGACUGCACGGAGCAAGAGAACGAGUUCCUAGAAAGCGUCUUCCAAGAUACCAAACUCCACAACCUUCUAAACCUCUAUGAUAAGAUAAACACGAAGUCACUGAGUCCAGCGCGGCGACCUCAAAAUGAUGCCAUUCCAAGGGUCAAGGAGGUGCUGCAGCUCCUCACAGACUCCCCAGAAAACUAUGCAGCCGAGUGCAGCGAGCUCCAACAGAUUCUCCAGCAGCCACACGUCAUGGCGUUAUUACAGGCCCAUGAUGUUGUGGCUCACGAGGUUUACAGCGAGGAAGCGUUGCGCGUGACCCCGUCACCAGUUCCGCCGUUCGUCAACGGGAAUGCCGAACCGGACGUCAUGGAGAACAAUGUUGAAAUGGACGGUGUCACCAGAGUAAGGCUCGUACAGUUCAUGAAGAACACAGACGAGCCAAUGGGUAUAACAUUAAAGGUCAAUGAAAAGGGCCAGUGUUUUGUUGCACGGAUAAUGCAUGGUGGAAUGAUUCACAGACAAGGUACCUUGCAUGUGGGUGAUGAAAUAAAGGAGAUCAACUCGGAGAGUGUGGCGAACCAGCCUGUUGAAAUGCUGCAGAAAAUGCUGAGAAAUCUGCAUGGUUCAGUCAUGUUCAAAGUGCUGCCCACUGCCGAGGGGAACUAUAAAAAUGACAACAUUAUGCAUCCUGAGAUUUACGUUCGAGCCCUGUUUCCUUAUGACCCACAUGACGACGACCUGAUACCGUGUUCACAGGCUGGCAUCUCGUUCAAAGUGGGAGAUGUCUUACAGGUGAUAAGUAAGGAUGAUGCCAACUGGUGGCAGGCUAAGCGGGUGGAUGAUUCGUCCAACGAGCCGGCCGGUUUGAUUCCGUCGCCAGAACUCCAGGAGUGGAGGACGGCGUCCCUCGCCAUCGAGCGAUCGCGGAGAGAACAUUCAGUGCAUUGUUCAUGGUUUGCGCGCAAGAAGAAAGACAAGUAUCUGAUCAAACACAACGCCGUGUUCGACCAGUUGGAUCUCGUCACAUACGAAGAGGUCGUCAAACUUCCGACGUUCGUGAGGAAAACAUUGGUGCUGCUUGGUGCUCAUGGUGUUGGCAGACGGCACAUAAAGAACACUCUAAUCACAAGUCAUCCAGAUAAAUUUGCUUACCCCAUUCCUCACACAACGAGACCUCCACGAGAAGGCGAAGAAGACGGCAAGAAUUACCAUUUUGUAACACAUGAGAGAAUGAUGUCCGACAUCGCUUCCAACCAAUACCUAGAAUACGGGACCCACGAAGAUGCCAUGUACGGGACAAAACUAGAGACAAUCCGCCAGAUUCAUAAACGAGGAUUGAUGGCAAUUCUCGAUGUCGAACCUCAGGCACUGAAGGUACUCAGGGCUGCGGAGAACGCUCCGUUUGUUGUUUUUAUUGCCGCACCACGAGCCGUUGAUUUACGAAAGAUGAAAAAUAUUGCUGAUGACAGUCUGGAGCGGCUUGCCCGGGAAAGUGAGUUGCUGGAAAAGGCGUACAGACAUUACUUCGAUCACAAAAUUGUGAACAAUGACAUUGACGAAACCAUUAGGACUUUGGAGAAAGCCAUUGACGAAGUCUGUUCCACUCCACAGUGGGUUCCUGUUAGUUGGGUGUACUGACGUGUAUCUGAACACAACUUAACAAAUGAAUUUAAUGGCCUUAUACAAGAAAUGAAAAAAAAAAAACUAAUCGCCAAAGUGAUUUUUUUUUCUUGGUUUUUGUUUUUAAAUUUUGCGUCUUCAUUGUGAUGAAAUAAAACAAAAUUGGCAGCAGAUUUUCCAAUGAUUACCAUGUGGUGAUAAAUUUGCGGUUUUAUUGGAUCAUCUUUUCGCUGAGACUAGACAUUUGAUUUGACAAACGUCUGUGAUUAUUGGAGUUUUAAUCUGUUACCGUGGAGUCGCAGAUGGAUUGUGAUUGGUGGAGAACUGAAAGAUGAAAAGAUGGCUUGUUGUUUGGAAGGUAGUAUCUUCCUACACAAGAUGGCUUCUAAUGAUAUUUAGACUGGAAAUCUUAAAACAAAUGACUAAAAUGAAGGAAAUAUUUUUUUGUGAUCAGGAACAUUGAUAUACAUUGAUUUGAUUUUUAUUUGAUUUAAUAUGACUAUCAAAGGUUGGAUGCGAGUAAAAAAAAUAAUUAAAAAUUGGAUUGGAUUCUGAGGAAAGGAAAUCAUAUUUUGAUUGGUUGUUGGAUGUUCAGUCAUAACUUUAACUCAAAUGGUCACUUCAUUUUCUUGUCAGACAUUUCCUGCUUGUACAAACUUGAACAUAAACAAAACACCUACAAAAUUACCUGUUACAGCAUUAUACAUGUAUAUAUUCACACAAGAAUACGGCAUUGGUUGGUAGAGAGAGAAAAACCAAGUACAGAUAGUGAUCAAAUGAUUUAAUAAGAGGUUGGCAAACUGCCAGUUGAUUAUUGGUGAUUUGGAGAAAGUCUUUCACUGGUCACUUUGCAUGAAGUUUAUUUCAUAAACAUCUAAAUGGUGAUAAACAAUUUCAAGCCUUCCUCAUAACAGACAUUUCUGAAUGAAAGGGGUUAAAAAUGUUGUUUUUAAAUAGCCAUUUUCUUCGGUGCAUGCAGUCAGACACUUUUACUACCUGUCCAAAGAUUUAAAGCAAAAACUUAUUUUUUGUACAUAAAUAUAGUACUAAUAUGAUUGGUAGAAAAUCAAUCACAGAUUAUUAUUGGCUGAUUUGACAAGUUAAUUUCUUUAUCCCAAAUAUAAGCACAAAGCUGAUUGGUAGAAAAGCAAUCACAAAAAAUGAUUGGUUGAUUUGAAAUACUAAUUUUUUUAUCCCAAAUAUAAGCACCAAGUUGAUUGGUAGAAAAGCAAUCACAGAUCAUGAUUGGCUUAUUUGAACUGUUAAUUUUUGUAUCCCAAAUCUAAGCACCAAGGUGAUUGGUAGAUAUAAAUUCUGUAUUGUAUUUCUUUCUUUUUGCAUUAACAAUGCUUAGAUAAUGCUGACUAAACAGAUUGUUUUUUUUGUUUUUUUUUGUUCUAUUAGUCUUGGGUGUUCAAGCUGGUUUUUUAAAGCUACACAUUCACCAUACUAUAAAAUACUAUUAAAUAUAGAAAGAGUUUUAGACAUUGUGCAUGAGUUGCUGAUGUCACAUAUUAAAAUGUUAUGCUCCCGUGCUGUUAUUAACUUCAUAGAUAUUGUUUCUAUUAAUGUCAUUGAUCUCUCAUAACAAAUUUAUAUUUUUAUUGGAUACAGAAUUCAUCCAAAAGGUAUGGUAAUCCUAUUCAAAUAUUUUGUGCUGCACAUUUUUAAUUUUUAUUUACUUUAUAAUUUGUUUAGGUGUUCUACAAAGAACAAUUUCUUUUUUAAAUAUAUAGGUUUUAAAAAAAAUAUUCUGCAAUUUUUUGUUAAUAAUAACAAAACAAAUAAAACUAAAACCAUCUACAAUCAAAGAUUUUCAUGAGAGAAAAGCAAUAAAUUUUAUUUUAUUCUUCCAUCAAAAAUGGUUGCUAAUUAAAAUAUUUACAGAAUAAUUGCAACACUUAUUUGAAGUCACACACAAGGACUUGACAAAAUUAAUGUCAAUCUUGUGUCACUACAAGAACAGUUACAAAGUUACUUAAUGAUCAAGUAUUUUUUAUUCAUGUCUUGUGUGAAAUGUAAAAUUUAUCCCAUAAACUACAAUACAUGCUAAAAACAUACAUCUUUGUAAUUUCGUCACUACUAUUUUAAAAUCAUAUUAUUGAAAUAAGGCUGACCAACAUGUUAACGUGAUGUCAUAGUUUAAAUCUGAACUGCAUUUCCAUUUUGAUUUGAAAAACCACCCAAAAUUGGCCACUGUUUUAAUGGAUCUGUGAAGGAUAUUUUCUAUGUUCUAUAUAAAACUUUUCCUCCAAGGAUUAUUGAGAAAACUGCUGUUUGCGUCAAGUGUCAGAACAUUAGAUUUUGAUAUUCUUGAGUUAAUUACAUUAAUAUUUAUAUGUGGGAUCAAGUAAUUUUUAGUAAUUUAUCACAAAUACAUAUAAAAUAGCAAAAUAUGAAACUUUAAAAUUUCAAGAAUGCACCUUUAAUUUUUUCAGUUUGCAAACCUGAAAAACAAAUAGCUCUAAUGUUUCUCCUAGUUUCAGAAAGAUAUUAUUUGUGUGGAUGCAAGCACAAGCAAGCUCUUCUUUGAAGUAAUGUUCUGAAAUAAAUCUUGUAAUUAGUUUAUAAUUAACUGACUUGAAGAUUAAUUAUUUAUAAUCAGCAACAUACAUGUAUAUAUUUAUAUAUAUAAAACUUUAAUAUAGUAACAGUUUCUCUGAAACUUCCCAUUGUCUAAAAGCCUGUGUAAUUAAUAAUUAUAAAAUAAUAUUACUUACAUGUAUAUAGUUUUUCAAACUGUUCUGAUAUUUUGGCUCAUCAAUCUUGAGAUGAUGAUAUAUACCACCAACCCAUUAUUUACUAACAUUGCAGGUUCAUCAGUGUUAUGGCAUUUAUUAUUUGCUUUUUAUGAACUGAUGUGGAGGUGAAAUGUAACCCAUCUGCUGUUGAGGUCUAGGAAGAUGUUUUAGAAAAGAACCUGUUAUGUGUAUGUUGUUAACAGCAAUACCAAUGCUAAUAUAGAUCGAGUGUUCGUUAUGGGAUCAGAAGCAUAAUAAAAAGCGAUUCUGUGAAA